GAAUGAUAAAAGGUCAGUCAGAAAGUUUGACAGACCAGCAAAGUUUACUAUGUAUGUCUUAUCAGUGUAUCAAUUUUUACAACAAUCCAGCGUUGUCUAUGAAAGUACAGAUUAUUGAGGAUUCAAGAUAUGUUGAAAGUUUGUAUACUGUUUGUGAUAACAUUUUCAAACAGUCAUGAUUGUGCCGCCAAUAUCAUGUUCAUUACUUGUAUUAUAACAUUCACAGAAGAUGGAGAUUUUAUAUGAUAAUGAAGAUGAAGAUUUGAUUUGAAAGAUUGUUACAUGAACUAUGAUGGCAUCUUUGGUUAAUUUUAUGAGGAAGCUCUGCAUGCUCCUGCUGGCACUAAGUAUGAUUGGAACAGUGGCCUCUGCAGGAAGGUGUUUUGAAAUGUCUCCACGUAAUGACAUUUUCCUUGUUGCUGGUGGUAAACUACAACUAAAUUGCUCGCUGAAGCUACCAAACAAUGAUACUGGCUGUGUCAAUGAUGAAUUUAUACUGAAUAAAACAAGAAUACUGAAGGGUAAUGAGGUUCUUGCAGCUGAUUUAUUUAAGUAUCAUACAGCAGAGAAUACUAUAGAAAUGAUGAUUGACAAUGUAUCUGUAGAAGAUUCUGGUACAUAUAACUGUAGAUAUGGUGACAGUCAGAUGAACGAGUCAUUUAAACCAGUACACAUAGGAGAAGCACCUGGGGAGCCGAAGAAUCUUGUUUGUAUAUCCCGAAAUUAUGAAGAUCUAGCAUGCUCAUUUUCAUUGAGCAAACUGUCAAAUAUACCAAUAAAGUGGUCCAUGGAGUUCAAAAUGAUUUGGGGUUCAGAUGUGGUCAAUUGCUCAAAUGGUUUAGAUUUAAGCCUCAUAUGUGGAAAAAUGAACAAAAAUUAUUUUGGUCAGAAUUUUAGAUAUGACAUUUCUGUGAAAGGUGAAAAUAUUGACUAUGGCGUGAAAGUAAUUGAAACCUUCAAAAUACAAGCAAACAAGUCUAUAGUAAAACCAGAUCCUGUUGUCAACCUGAAUGUUACUAUAAAUAGCACCAAUAAUGUUGUCACAGUCAGUUGGCAGGGUCCAGAUGGUUUGACUACUGGUGAUAAGGUUGUUUUUGCUAUGGACUAUGAAAUAAAGAUUAAAUCAGAGUGGGAUAACUUUACUAAGAUGAUAACAAAUGCAACUGAACGCAGUAAAGAAUACAGUCUCAUAGAUCUUAUACCAUAUACAAACUAUACUGUGACAGUUCUAGUGAAGCCGUCAGCAGCUACUGGAGAUAUUUACUGGAGUGAAUCAAAUACUUUACCCUUUCUUACACCAACAACAGUGUCAGAGCGGUCUGUUUCUGUAACAACUGGCUCUUUUUUAUUGCAAGCGUGUGGUGAUGAGGCUAUGUGUCCUGUAAUUUACUGGAAGAACCCUCUAAGAAAGUUUUGGAAUGGACCAUUCAUUGGUUAUAAGAUAAAUGUUGAGGAGAUUGACAAUGAAGCAAGUUUGUCCAGCAGGCAUGGACACAUCAAGAAGAGAAACAUAUAUAUCAACCAGCCGGAAUACAGAUUGAAACGCUUGAUUGUGCCAAUGACAAAGAAUGUUACCGGGUUGUCUGUGUCCUCAUCCCUUAUGCCAUUAAGUAUGUUAGAGAAUUACAAGAUAGAUGUGACAUUGAUAAACAGUGAAGGAAUGUCCAAGAACAGCAGUGAACUUUUUAUACCACAUUGGAGCAAAGGACAAAGACUAAAACCUGAGUGGGUAUCAGUGGAGGUUGGUGAUAAAGUUGUUGACGUUUCAUGGGGUACAAGUUCCCAAAUUUGCCGCAAUAUUACAUCAGCUACUGUCUAUUGGUGCCUCAUAGAUAAUGAAAAAUCAUUCAAUGGUACACAUCCAAUGGUUCACUGUAAGGACAUUUUUGACUGGUCCACUUUCAGCAUAACAGAAGGGUGUGAAAACAGAACCAGUCGUAUAUUACAAAAAUCACAUGACACUGCUGAUUUAAGAUUCGCUGUUUCUUUGGAAACAAAUAAACUCAGUGGUGGCUUAGUGUGGGAAAAAUUUAGAUUCAAAACGAGAGCUGUUCCAGAGAGGCCAUUAUACAAGGUUGAUAGUGAAGGUAACCAGCUAGUGAUCGUAAUAUUGUACGGACAAUAUUAUAAUAGUGAAGGGGGACAACCUGACCAUUACUUGAUCUCCUACAGUGAAUGUACAGAAGAGGCAAAAUGCUUGUCAGACGAAAAGACUGAAACUUUUGUUGCUAAUUUUACAACACCAGUACACAAGAUAGAGAACCUAAAGUCUGGAUCUAGAUACAGAGUAUCUGUAACUGCUUCAAACAGAUUUGGAAAAAGCAAGGAGGGUGAACCCAUAGAAAAGAAAAUAGAAAAUGAUGAAUCGUCAGAUACUUCUCUGGUUCUAGGAGCAGUGCUUGGCUCUUUGUGUGGGGCUUUAGUUAUUGGAUUGGUUAUAGGCCUUGUGUUGUGCUGCAGAAAGAGACAUAAACAAAUGAAAGCUGACUUGGGGGUCACUGUACCGGAGCCAAAUGGUGAAGGUAACAUUGAGUUCUAUAAAAUGAUGGAGGAUGGUGAUAAUGCUAAACUAAACAACUAUCAGUCUAGAGACAACCAUGACAGUGGUAAAGGUUCAGAUAGCCCCGGUUCAAGCCUAGACCAGCAUUCAGUGCAGCUACGAGAUGAUGUGACAGAAUUGGAAGAGUUCCCUUGUCAGGAAUCAGAUUCACCAGUACUAGGUAAAAACAAUGAUAAACAGCAUCUUGUACAUGCACAGCCAAAAUCCUCACCUGUAUUGUCUGGCUACCAUAAACAUGUUUCUGAUGUGCCCAGUACUGAUCAAGGAACUAUAGAAAGUUCAGAGGAUGAAAUAGAUGAAGAUCUCCAAGAUACUCAUAGUGUUAAAAAAAUGUUAAAAGGAAACGAAAAAAAGAAAAUGCUCAAACAAGACGAAGUACCUUGCAGUGAUGAAGAUAAAUUGGCUUUAGUUGCUGAGGAGAAGAAAGAAAAUGUAAAGGAAGAAUCAAGAGAAGGUCUUAGGAUGGAUUAUAGUUUAGCAACAAUUCUAAAUGGUAAAACGGAAAAAGUUUUGAAACAUUCAAAUAUAACUGCAGGAGAAAAUGAAAAUAUAGAAAAUGAUGUGGGAGAAUUUUCUAAAAGCAGACAGGAUGUGGAAGAAAAUUAUGAUAAAGGUGAAGAUAUAAAAGUUACACCACUUAAUGGAGGAGGCGCCACCAAUGAAGUAGUAGGAGAGACUAAGAAUGUGUUAGAUACUGAGAGAAUAUCUGAUUGUUCUGAUUCAAAUGCUGUAGAUUUUGAGGACUUCAUUGAUGACCUAAAUAAGAGUUCAAAUCCCUAUAAAAAUCCAGAUGAAGUUUCACUAGGAGAUGGAUCAACAGUUAGUGACUUUUCCUGUUCAAGUAUUAUAGAUACUGGGGGCACCAGAAAUCCAGAUGAAGAUUUUGACAUGACAGACGAUGACGGAGAAAGUGCUAAAGAUGCUAAUGAUGCUAGUAUAGUUGAAGAAGACUUAAGUCACAUCAGUUCAAAUGCUGAUGAAAAGGCUGAAAAAAACAAAAAAAUAGAUGAUGAUGUAAAUCAAGAUGACAAACUGUUAGAUAGAGUUACAGAGAAAGGCAUUGAAUUAUAUACAUCACAAAAUUCAGGUAAAGCUUGUCAGGAAGAAAAUGUAGUAGAGGACGGCAAGAACACCAGCGGACCUGCCAGUUUAGAGCCGUAUAUUAAAGCCAGUUUAGGAAGCAAUGGAUUUUUGAAAUCCUCUAAAUCAAACAAAGAUGAUAUUAAUGUAGCUUUAAAGGGGGAAGUUUGUUCUAAACCUUUAAAAGGUCAAACUGAUAUCCCUGUACAAAGUUCCUUUCAAACAAACACAGAGGCAUAGAAUUCAUUUCAGUGCAAUACAUUGAGUGUUGCAUUGUUUCCUUCAACUCAGUUGAUUAUAAAAAAAACAGUUAUGAGAAAUUGUUGCUUAUCAAACAAUCAAGUAGCAUGAUACAUGAAUUAACUCAACAUGUUACAUUUAUCAUACUAUUAUAUAUAAUACUAAGCAUUCAACCACCUGCUCUGAUCUUGUAUGUGUUCAUAGAUAUUGUAAAGGCAACAAGAUUUCUGUUUGCAGUUUAAAAGCCUAUCAAGUCAUCUCAUAUUUUCACUUGCUUCUGUUGAAAUGGAUUUUAAUUUGGCACAGUGUAUUUGAAGUAUAAGUGGUUUUCAUCAUAGAAAUACUAUAAAAUGAGCUACAAAAAGCCUGCUCAUACUGCACAGAUGUGUACUUGUGGAAAAAAAACUUAUUACUUUCUGUUCAUAAUAUUGAAGUUAUUAAUAUCAUAUGAAACAAUAUCUGAAUAAUAUUGUUUGUAUUUACAUGACUUUAUGAUUAUAUGUUAAGGGAUAACAGAAACUUAAAUAUUUUAUUGAUAUGAAGGGAAUAUGGUUCAAGUGUGCUGUUCUGAAGUGUAAUAUUUUUGGAGCUGUUUGUAUAAAUUUAUAUAUCCAGGAGCUCGCUGGAAGGGCUAAUGUGUAUAUAUUAUUGUGCAAUUCAAUCUACUAAAAAAUCACUCAAAAGUAAUAUUCCUUUUAUUGUUAAUUUACUUACUGUAUUACCUACUGUAUAUUACAUGUACAUAAAGAAUAUCUAGACAAAGCUGAAGUUAAGGAUAAUUAUGCACAGUUGACUCUCGGUAACUCGAAAUCCAAGGGACUGGGCAUUUUACUUCGAGAGAAACGGAGUUCGAGUAACGUGGAUCUGCCGCCAUUACGUUGGCAUUCGUACAUGUAUAUACAUGUGCCUGAUUGAAUAUGCAAAGAAGUAGGUUUGUUUAUUUAGUUAUCUAAGUGUUAAAACCAAUUAAGUCCUGGAACCGAUUAAAGCCACUUCUACGACGUGUUAAUAAUACAUGACGACUGUCAAUUAAAAUUACUAUGAAACGUGUGAAUCACGAGUGACAUUAUAUCACAUUAAUGUCGCCGACCUUUUAUCAGUUGGCUGUUUUCACACUUCGACUAAUUGAGAUGAAAAUAUGUCGAACUUUAAUUGACGGGACCAAAUUUUCUUUUCGACUAAACAGGAGUCUCGGUAAGUCAAAAUUUGACCUAAGCGGAGUUAAAAAACAAAGAUAAAGAAGGAAUUUUGACGGGACUUUAGAAAUUCUUCGACUAACGCGGAAUUUUGAGUAAAGCGAUUUUGACUUAUUGAGAGUCAACUGUAUUUAAGUAUUGUAUAAACAUACAGUGGCAAUUUCACAUUUCCAUAGAUAUUAAAGUGUGGAAUACAGACAGAAAUGUCCUUAUUCAUGUAAAUCUUACAGUUGAAAAUGACAGUAUUUUCAUUUAAUAUUUACAUAAAUUUUAUCUCUAGUUUAAGAUUUCAUGUAAACUGUAGUUAAAAUUGUUUUAAGAUAAAAACUUGUAUCAUUGAAAUUUUUAUAAAAAAAGAGACAGAGAUAGAGAAUUAAGGGAGAAUAAAAAAAAAUCUGUUAGUUAUAUUCAUGGUUUUUAUUUGACAUUUUGGCAUGAGUCAUUUUAAGUUAUUACCUUAUAUAAAUACUAAUGCCUUAUUUACAACUGUUUAAUUGAACUGCUGAAAUUUAUGCAUGCGCAAUGAUGAAAUGAAAUGUUGACCGGUCAACAUUUUUAAUUGUUACAUGCCUGUCAAGGUCUUCAGGUAUUUCCAUUAAUGCUGCCCGGCACUAUUUGGUUAUAGAACGUUGAUAAGCUUGAUGUACGUUAGUGGUUCAUCUGUAGGAUCCAGUUGUAAACAAUUAAAACAGUUGUAAAAAUAUUAUUUGUAUGUUGUUGCAAUAUAUAUUGUAGUUUGAUUGCAAAGCAUAAGGUAGCUAAAUGUACAACAGUCAGUUGGUCAAGGCCAAGAAGGCCAGUAAAGGAUUUCUACACAAUAUUUCAAAAAUUGUUUACUUAUAUUUUUCACUAUUAAACAAUGCCAUGACUCUGUCAAGUUAUAUAACUGUGUUUAUAAUUUUUUUUGUCAAAUUUUCUGUCCAUGACUGAGUGAAUGGGUAAAUAGUUUAUGAAAUAUUGUUAUUGACAGGAAUCUGAGCUGGGGGCAUUUGUGUUUAACAAACAAAUUCUUGUUUUUUACCAUAUUUUGACAUAUUUUUAAAAUGGCAAAAAUUUAAAGAAAAUAAUGUAGAUUUUUACUGUCAGAUCUUCCCGUCAAUAUAUGUAAUUACUUCAUUUGUACUACACAAACAUUUUUUUUAUCUUAAUGAAAAUAAGCAUGAAUAUGGAGGUAUGCUGGUUUCAUUUGAUUUAUGGAAUAUAACAUUUUGAUUAUUUAAUAUUUAUAUAAAUAUAGAUACAUUUAUAGACUAAAUGCUUGGUCCAGGGUUGGAUAAUUGAUAUACACAUGUAGCAGUGUCUAUAAAAUCUCAAGCUCAUUUAUAUAUACACCUAGUUUAGUAAAGUAUAACCUCGAAAUUAAGUAAUAAAAAUUGCGUCAACAAU
This is a messenger RNA of Ruditapes philippinarum (Manila clam), 6462 nucleotides long. RefSeq lists its product as uncharacterized. Gene Ontology annotation, molecular function: cytokine binding; cytokine receptor activity. Gene Ontology annotation, cellular component: signaling receptor complex; external side of plasma membrane. Gene Ontology annotation, biological process: cytokine-mediated signaling pathway. Lineage: Eukaryota; Metazoa; Mollusca; Bivalvia; Venerida; Veneridae. Bases 290 to 3880 code for a protein of 1196 amino acids. The record is from RefSeq and is a predicted model, not a curated record. The transcript has 19 exons.